CUGAAAGAAGGAGCACAAACUCUCCUUCGUUCCUCCUACUAACUAACUAUCCAUUCUCCGGGUGCACAUUAUAGAUAAGUGGUGUUGGUGGGUACUCCUCGCAUUGUGGUGGACCCAAGGUCUUCUUCUGCUCCUCCGUCCGUGGUGCAGAGUUGUGGGCUUUCUCUAUUGACAUGAGCUUUCGCCGGAUCUAUCUCUCAACCGCUACCUAUUAUUUACCAUUUCACUCCAACCCACGGUCGUCCGAGGGACACGGCUAUUUCCAGUUCGUGGUGACGUUUCGUCAUCAUCAGUAGUGGUGGAGGAUAUCUCAUCGAUUUGAAAUAAGUAAAACUGAGAAAGAGAGAGAGUGAGCAUACAUUUCUCGGUUGAGAAAGUUUGUGGCAGUUCUCACUUUCCUCUGGCUGAUGGUGGACGUGUGAGCCUAGAAGCACAAGGUAUUAGCAGAGAAAGAAAGAAUAGAGUUUUUUGUGGAACGUGUUCUACUUCGAGUACAACAACACAAAUCAACCUCAUUUUCUCUUGAAGGAACGACCCACCUCCACACCGCUUCACUGCAGUUUUUGAGGGGGAUGAAUCUUUGGCCUUGUUGAAGGUGAAGUUGAUCGACACUAUUUCGCAAGGAAAUGUGCAACGUUGUUGAAUAUUCGAUUCGAAUUCCGUAGUGAGUAUGGAAAUAAAAUCAAAGGUGCAGCUAUCGACGGAGAAAUAAAUAUUUUAUCAACAUUUAUCCUGUUGUGAAGAGAAGGAGACGAAACUAACAAGUUUUUGCCUUGAUUUGCGAACACUUUAUUCGAUAUCUUUGCGAAAAACACUUUCGCAGAUAGAACCUCUUCAAAUCAACUCGAGUAUAAAGUUUUAUCACCCACUGAAAUCUCUCGCCCUACAUCAAGGGCAUAUUGAAGAAGACGCUAAUCAAAUUAUCCAUUUCAACUGACUCCUUCUCCAGCAGAUUUGGCUUGCGAGUUGGUAAAGUGGUUUUGAGGUGCGAGGUCAGAACUUGAUCCGCUUAUUGAUUUUGGAAUUGAGUGAGAGGAUUCGAAGUCACGCUCUCCUCCUCCGCACUCUGCCAACAUACUAAUACAUGAACCUAUGUAUAUACGUAUGUGUACAUAUUCUGAACCAUUUUGAGUCUGGAGAAAGCAGAAAAACUGAAAGGUGUUACUUUCUCUCCCCAAUCUCGGCAGAGGAUUGAUCACCCAAAAAUGCCUUGUCACGACUACGUGUGGCCUGAAAAUAGUAAUUUGUCUCUGUGAUAAAGUGCACCGGGGACAAACAAGUCAAACAAAUCAAAUCAAAUCAAAAAAGUAACUUCUAGCCUGGCAAGAAUAUUGAGACAACAGAGUUUUCCUUGCUUUAUACAAAUUUUGCACUGCAAUCGGUCAAAACGACGUCCUCACAAGAACUCGUGGUUGUGUUGGAUUAUUUUAUUUUAUUUCCUUUUUCAUCAUCUCCCUACCCUGAGGAACGUGAUGGUCCAUGUUGCCAGCGCCGGAGGAGGCCGGCACAAGAUGCUAGCUUUUGAGUCUGCUGAGCCAUUGUUGAGACCUGUGGACACGACAUCAAUUAUCACAGUGAACACGAUCGAAACUAGUUCUAAUUCUUCUUCGAGUAGUCCCAGCCCAUCACCGAGUAAUGCGAGUGUUGAACCAGUUGUCAUUGUGUCGGAAGUUCACAGUCGAGAAUUACACAUAAUUGCAGAAGAACCCACUACUGGCAAUUCUAGUCCCACUUUAUUAAUAGGCCAAAAAAAGAACCACAACAAUCAUUCGUCAAAUGUCGGUAACGGUAUUGUAACGCAACAACAGCAGGGCAAAAUGAAUCAAAAUCGGGACGGAAGUAACGGGAAUGCCAAUUUUUUGGCUGAUACUUUUAAUUCUAAUCAUAACUCCAAUAUGAAUAAACAGUCCGUGAAGCCAGACGGGCUUGCACUCAUUUCCCAUGGUCUGACCGACUCUGUUUGCGAGUCGCUGAAAUUGCUGGACAACGAGAAUGAAAAUGUGGAGGAAGGAGAGAACAAAGUAUUUACGGAAGAAGUCGUAAUUACCACGAUUGUCAAGAAGGCAAAAACGGGAAUUAUGAAAACGACAACCUCACAUACCUCCAGCACAACAACCAAGUCGGAGGAAUGGCAUAAACAUGAUUACAUUAUGGAAGAAGGCAGCCUCAAUGAGAGCAAUGAUGCUGAUGAUCUCCCACUACUUCCGUCUGGAAAUUCCAGUUGCGAAGCAGUUUCCUCCAUUCCAACCAACCAAUUUGGUGCCGAUCCAGCAGAUUCCUCAAAUACCGGCCAAGUCGCGAAACUGUCAAAAUUGGGAAACGGUUCUAAACAAGUUGGGCUGAAGAGGGUUUCAUUCGGGAGUUCAAAGACUGGACUGGUUGAAACUCUUGUGUACGAAACCCCAACCCAGGAAGAAUCACAAAAUGGGUCAGCAAUUGGAGGAGGACUGGGAAAUAAUGAUGAGACGAAAGCUGUCUCAAUUAAUGACGACGAUAAAAGUGGGAACGACGCUGUUGGGGGCUCAACUGGAGGUUCGAGACCACCAUCCCGUGUCCGUGUGACCUUUUUUGAGUCGGAGAAGCCGUUAGCAGUGAGCUCACCCGAGUCAGAUAUCCUUGACUUUGAUUUGAGUAACAUGACGCUACCUGGAAGCCCCAACGCGGUGGACCAUCCCCCCAACUACAACCGACAGAUGAGCGAGGGCUGGGACAACCCUUUCCGACCAGACGGGGACUUGAGCAAGGAGGCGGAUCAAAUCGUCGAACUCAUAAAAGAGGGGAAGCCAAUCAACGAGGAAAACUUGCGAAGUAAAAGUCCCAGUGUCAACGAGUCCUUCAACGUCUCUCAUAAUAACCAGCUAAAUGCAUCUCCAAGGAAAGAAGCCAAUGGAACUACAGUCAAUGGGAGUGGAGGACCACCAGACACCGUUCAACACGGUGUCGUCCAAGCCGGCCAAGCUGCACAAGUCGAACAUGUCGUCCUCAAAAAGAAGAAAGGCUGCUGUGUUAUCCAAUAGAUGGUUUUUAUUUUGUUAGACUUAGGUAACUAUACUAUUCGACUAGCACGAUGUAGCUUUUAUUAAUUUUAAACUAUGACCGCGAAAGUGCAUGCAUAGGAUUUAAUUAUUAUUAGUCCUGGCAAACUCUGGGUGGGGGUGCCCUCUUGCUCUCCUCCUCCUUUUAAAUAUGUCUUGCGUAUAUGCGUUGAAUUUUUGUUUAAUAAUGUGCAUAUUCGCAAAGAGAGAACUUUAUUUGUACGCAGGUAUGGAUGCGUUUAAAAAAAUGCAUGACUCAGGAAAUUCUUGCAACUAUUUUCCAAAGUGUUAUUUAAAAAUCUAAUCGAAAACCGGUCACUGACAUAAUCCACUUAAUUUUGGUUUCUAAUCAAUAUAUAUUCAACGUUUUUGGCUUCCGACCUGUAACAACGCGUAUAAAAAAUUGUUCAUUUUAUGUAUGUAAUUACUUACAAGUUUGCAAGAGUUUUGAAAGUUGGACUGAAUUAAAAUAAAACUAAGUCAUUUAGAUUAUUGUUAAUUGUUGAUUUUACUUAAUGAUGCAUGUUAAAUGCUGUGAAAAUUCUAUUCAACUUUGCAUUUUUAUUCUGUAAUACUUUCCUGAAUCGAAUUUUAAAUCUUUGCCAACACAACUAUUGUACUAUUAUGUAUUACACAUUAUGAUGAUGACGUACGUACUGUAUAAGCUUUGGCCCUACUGGCAGCUUCUCUAUAAUAAUGUAACAAAUUAAACUUUAUGCCUUUUCUAAAAAAAGGAAAAUUACGAGAUUACUAAAAAAGUAAAAAUACCUUGAAUUAAUGAUGUUUCCAACCCCCUUGGUUGUCAAAAACCUCUCAGAUGCAAAUUUACCUCAUCAAUUGGCUCCUACGACAUAGUUUUACCUUGAAGUGAGACUGAUUCCUUAAAAUAUUUAUCGGAUAACUUCUAAACGAAAUUACUUAAUUAUAGCUUGAGUAGUUAUAACUAGAGUGAUUGUUCGAGAGUUCGCAGCCUUGCAUGGUCCUUAAACAUACAGACAUCGACGUGUCUGUAGACAAUUACAUGAGAGAGUGAGAGUGAGAAUCAUUCAAUAAACUCGUAAAUUACAAAUAGAUACAUAAAACUAACUAACUCUGUAUAACGGUGCUGUUGAAAUAUGGAAAAAUCUAUUUUUCAUAGGCUAUAGUUUAAAGAUUAUCAUCAUAGUGCUGACGGUGUGUAUUGUGUGUUUAAGAAAACACGACGAUGACGGUUCCAGUCACCAGCGUGUGACGGCAACACUAUUUUAUCUGAUUAUAAUAAUUGACUAAUUGCUAGAUACUCGUGUAGCUACCUAAACUGAAUUAGAAAAAAAUCCAUUUGAUUGUGCAUAAAACAGCAAAUUUUACGUGUAACUUUAAGGAGGCGGAGCAGACGGCUCGCGAGGUGUAAAAUAACGGUUUGAUAUUGAAGCAUUAGGUACAGUUGCAUACAUACAGUUGCAAAAUUGUAAUACUGGAUUCGUACAGAUUUCAAGUGGUUUGGAAUAAGUUUGUAGAGAAAUGAUAUAAAAAAUUGUCACAGCUUGCAUACCAAAUUCAUUGUAAUUAAAUGUCAAAAUAUACCUUAAAAAAUUUCUAGGUACGAAUGUGUACAGUUCGUAAACGUUGUCAACUUAUAUCCGACAUAAAUAUAUAAAUGUUCUAAAUAUAAUACGGCAGCAGUUACUCAUUUGUUUAUUAAUUAAACUCGUAUUUACUUACUCAAAGCCAUUUGAAUUAAUUUGGCUUUGCUAAAAAUCGGUGGGAUUCAGUUACGCAUAAACUAAUUUCUACUUUGUACUUACACAAUACGUUAUUUACUUGAAUUAUAGCAAUGUCAAUUUAUUAUGCUAAUAAGUAGUGUCCAAUGUUCAGGUUAGUUGCAACUCAGUGCUGUGAUGUUGAUUUUGUUUCAUUUUCAUUCUUUAAAUUGUCACGACCGAAAGAUUAUAGACCUCCUUUAUCAAAUUUAUUUGAACUGUUUACUGCGUCCGUUAAAUGUUAAUUUUGACUAAAAAUAUCUAUCUUUGUAUUUGCGAAUUGAAUGAUUUCUGAAGAAGCAUUUAAAUAAUUAUUGUUGGAUGAAAAAAAUGUUGAUUUAGCUGCCAAAGGUGUCCGCUGAAAAUAAAUCCUUUGAUAAAUAA
This is a messenger RNA of Folsomia candida, 5158 nucleotides long. RefSeq lists its product as uncharacterized. NCBI's taxonomy places the organism in Eukaryota, Metazoa, Arthropoda, Collembola, Entomobryomorpha, Isotomidae. The coding region runs from base 1473 to 3017 and encodes 514 amino acids. The transcript is spliced from 6 exons. The record is from RefSeq and is a predicted model, not a curated record.